UAUUUUUGAAGUGUAUAGGAAGAAAAGUAGUAUCAAGACCAAUCUUUUUCCCACUGCUCCAAUAUCAUUUCCUUUUACCUCCUUAUGAAGAAGCCAUUUUCACUGAAGCUUUAAUUAUCUCAUUGGGUGCAAAAUGAAAUGAAGGGCUUUAAAUAUGAGGAGGGUAGGAUAUGCUCUAGAGGAGCCCAAAUCCUUCUUUGGUUGAAACUUGAACUGGGGAUCAGCGUGGUUACUGGUUAGAUGAUGGGUACUAGGUUUUUAGUUUGGGGUAAGGCCAGGUGUUGAAGUACUGGUGGCGUCAUCUUUGGCUGGCUUAAUUAGGGCACUGUUUGGGGUCUGUUUAACGGUUGAUAAACAUUUUCAAUAUUAUGUUUUUGUUUUUAAUCUUUUUGGCUAGAAAAUAUUCACGAGGGAAAAUUAAAUAUUAUUUUAAAGGUGUUGUAUGUCUUUUUCUCUUUUUGUUUUUUUUUUAAAGAAGUAUAUUUGUUAUUGUUUGCCAGACUGAAAAUUGGAUAGUUAACACUAUUUUUAUUGGUCAUCCUAACUCUGGUUAAUUGAUAAUUCGGGUUGUUAUUAAAUGACUAAUAUAAAUAUAAAUUGAUCAGUUCAGGAUUUUUUAUUUUAAUGUUAGAAAAUUAAAAUCUAUAUUUCAAUAAAGCACAAUUUGUACACAUGUAAAAAAAAAAAAGAGUUUUUUUUUUUAAUUUUAAAAUAAAUUACUUGCAUAUAUAAAACAUAUAUUUAAAAGUAUUUGCAAGGUAUGUUGGUUGAGGCUUGAGAGAGACUUGUAAGAGAAUAGCAUUUAAAACUGUAUAAUUAUUAUUCGAUCAUUGAUGAUAUCUCAACCAGACUUGUUGACUUGCUUUGUGGGACUAAUGUAUUGGCUCAUAAGUUCACAUUAUAUUAAAAUCACUUCUAAAUUCAUAUUAUUCUUAAGAAUGAACUGGUUGUUGACAUUUUAACAUCGCUAUAUAAUUAGGCAGUCCCAAAUCAUAUACUGAGGACCAUCCUUUCUAAUUACUCUACCAUUUUGCUUGGUUAAUUUGCAGUUAUUGGGACUUGUCGAACAAAAAUCGAUUUGAUAAUCCAAAAAACAAACCGAAAUAGAUGAUAAGUGAUACUUAGUUUGGUUUUGUGCUUCCAAAUUUUCGAUUUUCCUCGCCCACUUUUGUUCCUUUACAUGCCAAAUGGAGGAUUGAUCAUCAAACUUCUUGUGAAGCCCGUGACUUCAUUUGAUCGUUUUUCUUUAUGUGUCUUCUGCGUUGCCAAUAUUGAGCAUGCUGCUCUUCGAUCAUAAUGAGGACUAGCUAGGAGGUAUAUAUAAUGCGCACUAACACUAAAAAGGGAAGAAGAGAGUAGAAGAACCUGGAAAAUUCAAAAUUGUUCACCGAUUUUAAUUAAUAAGAGUAGAUGGAUUGAGCAAGUUUUGGAGGCCAACCUCACCAACCCAACCCCUCUGUCCCUUUCCCUCUCAUGCCACAGGUAAUGUUUGGUUCCCUGACCAGUGGCCUACCUUCAUCCACAUCACCUUGCCCCCUCAAUCUGCAGAGCACACCAAUUUCCAAAAGAACAUUCAAACACCCUCUCUCUUUGGUAGAACAUCUUCCAUUGAAAGAGCUUUAGCGUAUGAACCAUCUCCAAUGACUUGUCACCAUUUGUUGUUGUCAAAUGUCUCACCGUUUUAUUAAUGAAUUAUAGUACAAGUCAACAUUGCACCCAGCCUUCUUUAGUAUAUAUUACCAUGGUUUCCUCAUUACAGGGCCAAUCAUAGUGUCUCUUAUUGAAUUAGUACUCUUCCAUAUCAAUUAUCAGGUAUCUUUCAAAAAUUCUGAGUUCCUGGAAAUUCAUCUUCUGCAUCAGCUAUAAACAAUGGUUUUGGAUCUUGGAGAGUGUCUUGCCAUGGAGAAGGCAACCAAGAAGAGGUUUGAGCUUGAUGUGAAGCAAGGGGCGCCAACUCUGGUUCCUCCUGCAGAGGAAACUGAAAAGGGUCUUUACUUCCUCUCAAACCUUGACCAGAACAUCGCUGUGAUUGUUCGAACCAUUUACUGCUUUAAAUCAGAUUCGAAGGGUAACGAGGAAGCUGCAGAAGUUCUUAAGAGUGCUUUGGCAAAAGUUCUUGUGCACUACUACCCACUUGCUGGAAGGCUCACAAUCAGCUCGGAAGGAAAGUUGAUUGUGGAUUGCACAGGGGAGGGUGCUGUUUUUGUCGAGGCCGAAGCUGACUGUGCAAUGGAAGAGAUAGGGGACAUAACGAAGCCUGAUCCUGUGACUCUCGAGAAGCUUGUUUAUGACAUUCCUGGAGCCAAAAACUUGCUGGAGAUACCUCCUGUGGUUGCUCAGGUGACAAAGUUCAACUGUGGGGGAUAUGUUCUUGGGCUAUGCAUGAACCACUGCAUGUUUGAUGGGCUUGGUGCCAUGGAAUUUGUGAACUCUUGGGGGGAAACAGCCAGAGGCUUGCCCUUGAAGGUGCCUCCCUUUCUUGACAGAAGCAUACUUAAAGCCCGAAACCCGCCUAAUAUAGAGUUUGCUCACCACGAAUUCGCCGAGAUUAAGGACAUAUCAGACACCACAAAGCUCUAUGAAGAAGAAAUACUCUACAGUUCCUUCUGUUUCGAUCCUGCCAAGCUUGAAACACUCAAGAUGAAGGCCAUGGAAGAUGGGGUUUUAUCCAAGUGCACCACAUUUGAAGCCCUCUCAGCCUUUGUAUGGAGAGCUCGAAGCCAAGCACUGAAUCUUCGACCCAAUCAAGAGACGAAGCUCCUCUUUGCUGUUGAUGGGCGGUCUAGAUUUGACCCGCCAAUACCAAACAGGUACUUUGGAAAUGGUAUUGUGUUGACAAAUUCUCUGUGCAGUGCAGGUGAGCUUAUGGAUAAUCCAUUAUCGUUUACGGUAGGCCUAGUUCAGAAAGCAGUUGCGAUGGUUAAUGAUAGUUACAUGAGGUCUGCUAUAGAUUAUUUUGAGAUAACAAGAGCAAGACCUUCUUUGGCAGCCACUCUUCUGAUCACAACUUGGUCUAGGCUAUCUUUCCACACCACAGACUUCGGAUGGGGAGAGCCUCUUCUCUCAGGACCCGUUGCUUUGCCUGAGAAGGAGGUAGUUUUGUUUUUGUCUCAUGGGAAGGAGAGGAAAAGCAUAAAUGUGCUUCUUGGUUUGCCUGCUUCUGCAAUGAAGACCUUCGAAGAGCUCAUGCAGCCAUAGGAAGAAAACUAAAACUAGUUGAUGAUGCUAGUUUGUCAUGAUUUCUUCCAAGAGUAUAGAUUUAUUCUUCUGGUGGAUUGUGUGCUAUUCACUUCAAAUUAGCUGAAUGGAGAAAGAAGUUGAGAAGACAAUAUGUGAGUAUAUGAUACGAAAGAUGAAGAUGCUAAUGAAUUACAGUACAAUGUGCAGCAUAAGUGCAAAUUUGUGUUCCCUGUUUGUUUUGUUUUCUAUUUUGUUUACUUCCUUUGAUGUAAGUGAAUGUUCUAUAUAAGUAGGGAGCCAGAGGUUUCCACUAUAUUCAUCAGCUCGAGGUCUUUUGGCUUCUGUAUUAACUGUUAUUGAGAGGUUUAUACUUUGUUCUCUACUGUAAUGUUAUUGUAUUGAAUUCUAGCUUAAUGAACAAGGAUAUCUCUUAAAAGUCUAAA
Malania oleifera is the source of this 3623-nucleotide messenger RNA. RefSeq names its product omega-hydroxypalmitate O-feruloyl transferase-like. The transcript is spliced from 3 exons. NCBI's taxonomy places the organism in Eukaryota, Viridiplantae, Streptophyta, Magnoliopsida, Santalales, Ximeniaceae. The coding region runs from base 1870 to 3198 and encodes 442 amino acids. Gene Ontology annotation, molecular function: acyltransferase activity, transferring groups other than amino-acyl groups. The record is from RefSeq and is a predicted model, not a curated record.